GUAUCCAGAAGAUCGAGUACAGGCCAGAUGCUGGUCCAGAGGAUGUUCUCUGUUUCAAACACUACAAUGCCUCAGAGAUUGUGUAUGGGAAGUCCAUGGAAGAAUGGCUGAGGUUUUCUGUCUGUUUCUGGCACACCUUCAGGGGCACAGGUGCGGAUCCCUUCGGUUUCCCCACCCUGCACCGCCCCUGGGAGGAUGGUUCGGACUCCAUGGAGAAUGCCAAGAGGAGACUGAGGGCUGCCUUUGAGUUCUUCACAAAGUUGGGGGUAAAAUAUUGGACAUUCCAUGACCGGGACAUUGCUCCAGAGGGGAAUGAUCUGGCAGAAACCAACAGGAAUUUGGAUGAGGUCGUUGAUCUGGCUUUGAAACUGCAGGAUGAGACAGGAAUGAAACUGCUGUGGGGGACCUGCAACCUGUUUGCCAAUCCUAGGUACAUGAAUGGUGCAGCCACCAACCCAGAUGCUCACAUCGUGGCCCAUGCUGCAGCACAGGUCAAGAAGGGGCUAGAGGUCACCAAACGCCUGGGCGGCCAGAACUUUGUGUUCUGGGGAGGGCGCGAGGGUUACCACACUAUCCUGAACACAGACGUGCUGGCUGAGCUGUCUCACAUGGCCAGCUUCUUCAAAAUGGCAGUUGCACACAAGAAGAAGAUUGGCUUCACAGGCCAGUUCCUUUUGGAGCCCAAACCCAAGGAACCUACCAAGCACCAGUAUGACUAUGAUGCCAUGACAGUAAUUGGGUUUUUGAAGCAUUUUGGCCUGGAGAAAGACUUUAAGCUGAACAUAGAACCCAACCACACCACCCUGGCUGGCCAUGGAUAUGAGCAUGACGUUGUCAUGGCAGCUGCGUUUGGUAUGCUGGGGUCCAUAGACUCCAACACAGGUUCCCCUGAUCUGGGCUGGGACACAGACCAGUUCCCAAUGGAUGUGAAGAACUGCACAAUGGUUAUGAAG
This is a messenger RNA of Branchiostoma floridae (Florida lancelet), 953 nucleotides long. Its product is annotated as xylose isomerase-like. NCBI's taxonomy places the organism in Eukaryota, Metazoa, Chordata, Leptocardii, Amphioxiformes, Branchiostomatidae. Gene Ontology annotation, biological process: carbohydrate metabolic process. Gene Ontology annotation, molecular function: xylose isomerase activity. The record is from RefSeq and is a predicted model, not a curated record.